CUUAUUCUCGGUCGAUUCCAUAUCCUAAUCCAUUCCUUAUCCAUAGAACGGACGGGACGGGACGGGACAGUCCUCGGUCGGAGCUCUGGGCGAGAAAGAAGAAGAAAAGAGCGAUUAGCAAAGGCCAAGAUGACGAUGCUCAUGACGGCGGCGGCGGCCGGUACUUGUGACAGCAGAUGGAACAUGGCAUCCUUAAGCGCUGCUCUCCUUAGUCCCUCUCUGCAUUCUUCUCAUCCUCCUAUUGCCCGCAUGCGAUUCCAAUCCUCUCGCACCUCCCACGCCAUCGCCGUCGCUCGCCGCAGCUCGCCACUGCACUCGUUUGCCGGACUUGCUCCUCUUAACCCUCUCCUUUCCCUUGGCUUUUCUGAACAUGCUAGCAACCAUUGCUUCCCUUCCAUUGAUAAUGGGUCACGAUUCUACGCAAUGAGACAUGGGAAACGAAUUGCGAGGCUCAAUCGGCCUCCGGACCAACGCAAAGCAUUGCUGAGAGGCCUGACUACGCAGUUGUUGAAGCACGGUAGGAUCAAAACCACUAGAGCUCGGGCUAGCGCCAUGAGGAAGUUUGUUGACAAGAUGAUUACGUUAGCCAAGGAUGGGUCGCUUCACAAGAGGAGACAGGCACUGGGUUUCAUUUACGAGAAGCAGAUUGUGCAUGCCUUGUUCGCAGAAGUCCCGGAUAGAUAUGGGGAAAGAAAUGGCGGAUACACUAGAAUUAUCAGAACUCUGCCCAGGCGCGGGGACAAUGCCCCCAUGGCAUACAUUGAACUCGUCUAGGUACUUUUUCUCGGAAUGAAUCCCCAUCCUUGAUAUCGAAUCAAAAUCGCCUGUGUGCACUUGAUGAUUGUUGCUGAAUUUGAAUACUGUGAUACUCUGUGAUGUAAGGAUGGUAUAUUUUGGUUUUUGUCUUUGCCAUCUGUUUUUUGAACCGAGUGUUUGAUGUGAGUCACAGAUGUUCAAGGUCACAAAGUUUCUUGUUCUCUCUGGACUUGUACUUUGGCUAUGAAUUUGGAUGCGCAGUUAAGUGCUGUAGCAAGUUAUACCGUCCAAAUUACUUACCUUUGAAUAAUCAGAUAACUAUGUAAGCCUGCACUAUUAUGCCUAUGGAUGUAUGAAUUACCACUCUGAAACUGCUAUCUGUAUCUCACCGCUGGCCGUCGACAGAGUUCAUCAUGCAUUUUGGUUGUUCUUGAUCUAUGUCCUUCACUCUUCGGAAUGCACUCACAAUAAUUAGCAUGAAUUGUGAUCCACAAGUUAUGGUUCAAUUCUGCUGUGUUACUAAUCAAAUUGGUAUCAGGUCUUUUUCCAUCUUUGCUUUGGCAUGUCAAUACUACUAUGCAUUAGUUGUCUUGGUCUCUCAACACCUACAUGCUAACUAAACAGUACUGUCACCAUAUGCUUUAAAGUUCUCCAUCUUCAAGAUUCGCGACAUCUUUGCUUUUCCACCUUUUAACACCAUGUACCGUUAGGUUUUGGUGGCUCGAUAUUUGCCUUCCGAUUCUUGUUCCUCUGAUGAUAUUCUUUUGGUCUAAUUUUCCUGAUAGGCUGAUUGAAGUUCAGGGUCUUCGUGCAUCCUGGAAACUGGACAGUUCAAAGUUGGUGUAGCUGCUACAAAGACAUAUGGUUCUUUUAGUUUCAGAACUAGAGAGUCGGCUUGAAGCCUUAUAUUUGUAAUUGAUGUUUGUAAUUUUGUGAGUAAGGAAUUGAUCCUUCUUUGUUUCAUAGUUUCUUCGUAGUUCUUAGUCCUCUCCUGCCUCUUUCUCUUCUGUCAGUUCUGUGGUACUGAAUAUUUACUUCAUUUUUUUGUCUGCUGACUACUGCUUCUCAA
Linum tenue is the source of this 1825-nucleotide messenger RNA. NCBI's taxonomy places the organism in Eukaryota, Viridiplantae, Streptophyta, Magnoliopsida, Malpighiales, Linaceae. The record is from the annotation of a GenBank genome assembly.